AAAUAUGUGUUCAAACAAACAAGUAAACAAGAAUGGCUGUCAAAUCCUAAAGUUGUUUUUCCACAUCCUAAUAAUCCAAAGGGAACCUGAUUAGAACGUUCUAGCACUCUGUGCGGCCGCAUGUCUUUGCUAAAUUCAAAGUGUUUCCUCACAUUAAUGAUGGCAUGAUCAUUUUGUGUUGCCAUCACAUGUGUGUCUUCCGCUGUAAAGCACUUUUUACGUUUUUACGUUACCGUAAAAUAAACCUGCCGUGCCUCAAUCCGAAUGGUAUUUUCCCACAUCGAUAUAAUUGAUUUAUUUCAUUCUGAAAUGAUUUUAUAAUGAUAUUCGAUUAACAACUUGCCUCAGACGGAUUUGUUUGGUUAGAUCCUAACAUGUACAUUUGCAUUUGUUACCAUGGCAAACAUGAGGUCUGUGACAUUGGAAAUAGAGUCCAUGACAGAAAAAGUGUUUGUGCAACAUAAGUGGCUAUAAUGAGGUGGAACACAUAAGAGAAACGGAUAAGCAGACUUUAAUAAUUUGAAAAGAACGGGCAUAUAAUCCCCCCCCCGACACACACACACAUGCUCACACAGGCAUAUACUUGCCCCCCUCCCUCCCUGCCACCUCCUCCUCAGCGUGUAUGGCUCUCUCUCUCUAAGCCCCAGCCUCUGAAGGUGUCAUAACGGUGCUCGCUCUCCGUCUCUCACUCACUCUCUGUCACCGCCUUUCAGAUCUUUAAAAGCCGGUGCUCCUCGGUGUCUCUCUCAAUCUCCAUUUGUGUCCUCUGGCACUGCAGGGGACUCAACCAGCAAAGCAAAAAGAAAAGCCACUGUGUGGAAGCAGGCAGAGGACUGAGGAAAGGGGAGAGAAAAGGAGGCAGAGGCUGAAAUACAACCAGAAAUAGCAUCAGCCACAUUUAACUGACAGGGAGUGACAGUGUGAGGCCUGAGACCUGAACAGAAAAUGCCUGUCCUCUCCAACCCAACUGCCGUUGUCUUGUUGCUGAUAGCUCACUGCGGAUCAUGGACCGGAGCGAUCCACUUGGGCUCCUUCAAGGUCUGUCCCUCCUGCAGGGAUCCACUGGGAGCGGGUCGGCCCCCGAGGGACCAUAACGCUGCCGGCAGCACCACAGUUUUGGCCCAGGGUGAGCCUUGUGGCGUGUACACCUUGAGUUGUGCCAAAGGGCUCCGCUGCGUUCCCCCACCCAGGGAGCAAAGCCCCCUGCAGGCUCUCCUGCAGGGAAGGGGGGUUUGUGCCAAGCACAGCAGGACUAUUCCCACUGAGAGGCCCCACCCCACAGGUCCUCAUCCCUCACACAGUGGCGACAUUGAAAAAGCGCCCUGCCGCAAGCUGCUCAACAGCGUGUUGAGGGGCCUUGAGCUGACAAUCUUCCAGUCUGACCGCGACAUCUAUAUACCCAACUGUGACACCCGGGGCUUCUACAGGAAAAAGCAGUGCCGCUCCUCCAAGGGCAUGCAGCGUGGCCACUGCUGGUGCGUAGAUGAGCUCGGAGUGCCCGUGCCUUCACGUGCCAACGAAGAUGGCACUUUACCGUGCGAUGGGGAGUGAGAGGCGAGUUUGUCCGACUGCUCUCAGCCCAGAGGAAGAGGAGGAGGAGGAGGAGGUGAUGGUGGAGGAGCAGGAGCACAGACAGAGAGGGAGUGGCUUUCGCAUGUUCUAGUCAACUGCCUGGGCAGGAGGUAGCAGGGAUAAACCAUGUCCUGUGCACACAAGUUCAUGUUCUAUCACUUUUACAGUCUAGCAUCUGCGUGAACGCUCGACAUCUGCAGCGGCGACCUCACGCUCUCAUUCAUGCUCCUUAAAACUGCCUCAGCGAUCCCAGUGGUGUGAAUGGUCUCUGUAUUCCCUGGCUCUUGUCCUGGCUUUUCUGGUGGAUGUUGUUCUCUUUUAUUUUCAGUUUAGGAUAGCUGACACUGCCUGUGUUUGUUCUGAUCUCAGUGGGCUGAAAUACUGUUACGCAGGUGACGCGACACAGACGCUUGGAAAUGUGUCUCCCUCACCGUCCUCACUCCUUCUCUCCAAAGACACACUGAUAACAACCCAGAACAAAACCACAGACUCUUCUUUUGUUUUUCUCCUAAUUUAUUUAUGAGUGUUUGUCCAUCAAAAACUGCUUGAAUCUUAUGGUAUCACAUAUAUAUAUAUAUAUAUCUACAUAUAUCUAUCUAUCUAUAUAUAUGUAUAUAUAGAUUGAUAGUUAGAUAUAGAUAUAUAUAUUUUGACUUGACACAUACGUAUACGUGUCACUAUAUGUAUUGACACAGAUAGGUAUGUGUCAAGUCAGAACAAAUAUUCAUUCGAGUCCAAUGCUGGAAGCCUCUAUUCACUUUGCUGAAUCAACAUUCUGACUGCUUUGUGUGUAAAUAUGUUUGAGUUUUUGUGGUCGACUGUUUGUUCUGAAGCGGCAGACGAAAACGUGUACGGCUGUUAUCCUUUACAAAGAGUUGUAAGGCAUAUUUUUAUACACAUCGGUAUAUUUUAUAUAUGAAUUACUGGUUUAUUUAACAAACUACAAUACAGUGCCAUGUAUUUUUAUAUUGUCAGCAGUUUCUUAUUUAAAGACAGAUGAUUCUUUUUUUUUUUUGGAGUUAAAGGAAGUGUUGCGCUCUAAAGACACAUUUGCAGCAAAACUCGUCACGUUUAACAGAGCUCUAUUGAACUGCUGUACAUAGAACGACUUUUUUUGUUUGUUUUAUUUAUGUUACGUGAGAGUUGAGAGUGUCCAUGUCACUCCUAUGUUUUAUUUUGGCCUACCCUGCAACAAAGUUUGAUUUCUUGGAUCAAAAAAAAAAAGAAAAACUAAGGGUUAUAUAUAUUUAGCGUCAUCUUGGUAUGUCUACCCCAAAAAAUCAUGAAAUUGUGUACUAAUAAUACAAUGUGGUUAGAAUUUGUCAAUUUCUGAACAAUCUUCUUGUGCCAGUGUGUGUGCAGUUGUGAUGGGUCUAUGCACUAUGGACCCUAAAGACAUUUACAGAUAUAAAAAAAUAUGAUCAUAAUAAAAUGGAGAAGAAUAAAAUGUAUAUUAAUAUAA
This is a messenger RNA of Oryzias latipes (Japanese medaka), 3034 nucleotides long. It is a transcript of the gene igfbp6b, whose product is annotated as insulin-like growth factor binding protein 6b. Gene Ontology annotation, cellular component: extracellular region. Gene Ontology annotation, molecular function: insulin-like growth factor II binding; insulin-like growth factor I binding; fibronectin binding. Lineage: Eukaryota; Metazoa; Chordata; Actinopteri; Beloniformes; Adrianichthyidae. The record is from RefSeq and is a predicted model, not a curated record. Gene Ontology annotation, biological process: regulation of insulin-like growth factor receptor signaling pathway.